Molecule: messenger RNA, 939 nt
Organism: Ustilago hordei
Lineage: Eukaryota; Fungi; Basidiomycota; Ustilaginomycetes; Ustilaginales; Ustilaginaceae
Exons: 1
Coding region: 1-939 (312 amino acids)
Biological process (GO): phospholipid biosynthetic process
Cellular component (GO): membrane
Molecular function (GO): phosphotransferase activity, for other substituted phosphate groups
Source: RefSeq, a predicted model, not a curated record
AUGACGAAAAACAUCUCCUCCUCCUCCUUCUCUUCCUCUCCCUCGGUUCGCCAACGCAAGAACAAGGCAGUCGAUUCGGUCAAAGAUGCUGCAGACCACACAUCCAGCGAGUUGCUCAAGUUUGUCGAAACCGAUGGCCAUUUCUCCCUAGUCCGCAACUUUCAUCUCGCUGAUGCAUUCACCCUGAUGAACGCUUUUUGCGGUGCUCAAUCGCUUUUCGCUUCUGCGAGGUACUUGAUUACUUCCGAUCCGAAACAUGCUUGGUUGGCACUGUGGUUCCCGCUUUUCGGAGCAAUCUUCGACCUGUUGGAUGGCAAAGUGGCCCGGUGGAGAAAGAGUAGCAGUAUGCUAGGGCAGGAAUUGGACAGUUUGGCCGAUUCGUUGAGUUUUGGUGCUGCUCCUGCAUUUGCUGCUUAUGCCUUGGGUUUGAGGGGUUCAUUGGAUAGUUUUUUCUUGACACUCUUUGUUUGUGCCGGUGUUGCAAGGUUGGCUAGGUUUAAUGUCACCGCCGCCACUAUUCCACAUGAUGCUGCUGGAAAGGCGAGGUAUUUCGAGGGUCUUCCCAUUCCUUCUUCGCUAGUGUUGGUCGCUGGUAUGGCUGUUUGCUUGUUGACUGGAAGGAUUGAACCAGGAGGUCUUCCGAUUGCACUUGCCAAGGAGAGAGGAUACAUUUCCGGCAACGGUCUCACCUUUACCGGUUCGCUCAGCGAGUAUCUGCCUCAUACUUUCUCCGCUCGUGGUGUUCCGCUUGGUAUGUUUACGAUUGAUUUCAGUAGUCAAUUGGCAAAGGUCUUACAGUUGGUUCCUGGUAUGCGGGCAAAGAGUGCCUUGCAGUGGGGUCAAAGUAUAGCCAAGAUCCAGGGACACUGGUUGGCCUUCUUGUGGCUUGGAUGGGCUGCAGCGAUGGUGUCUAAGACUUUGCGCGUUCCAAAGCCCUAA